UCCCGCCUCUCCGCGUGGGCCGGGGAUGGCGCGGGGCGAGGAGCGCGGCACCAUGAGCGCUAUCGGCAGCCCGGUGCGGGCCUACGACUUCCUGCUCAAGUUCCUGCUGGUGGGCGACAGCGACGUGGGCAAGGGAGAGAUCCUGGCGAGCCUGCAGGACGGCACCGUCGAGUCCCCCUACGGCCACCCGGCGGGUAUCGACUACAAGACAACCACUAUCCUGCUGGAUGGCCGGCGUGUGAAGCUGCAGCUCUGGGACACGUCGGGGCAGGGAAGAUUUUGUACUAUAUUCCGCUCCUACUCACGGGGUGCACAGGGUGUGAUCCUGGUCUACGACAUAGCAAACCGCUGGUCUUUCGAUGGCAUUGAUCGAUGGAUUAAGGAGAUUGAUGAGCAUGCCCCCGGCGUUCCCAAAAUCCUGGUGGGGAACCGGCUGCAUUUGGCCUUCAAGCGCCAGGUGCCCACGGAGCAGGCCCGUGGCUAUGCCGAGCGCCUGGGCGUGACCUUCUUUGAGGUCAGCCCCCUGUGCAACUUCAACAUCACCGAAUCGUUCACGGAGCUGGCCAGGACCGUGCUGCUGCGGCAUGGGAUGGACCGGCUCUGGAGGCCCAGCAAGGUGCUCAGCCUGCAGGACCUCUGCUGCCGGGCCAUCGUGUCCUGCACGCCCGUGCACCUCGUGGACAAGCUCCCGCUCCCUGUCGCCUUAAGACGCCACCUCAAGUCCUUCUCCAUGGCCAACGGCCUCAAUGCCAGGAUGAUGCAUGGCGGCUCCUACUCGCUCACUGCCGGCUCCUCACACAGGAGGAGCCUGCGGAAGGCCAAGGCCAGCCGCACACCCCACAGCCCCCCCAAACACUGUGCCAGGAAUAGCUGUAAGAUUUCCUAACGGUGGCAUGGAAAGAAAUGCGCUGGAAUCUCACCAGAAGAAACUUGGAUGGCGACGCUUGAAAGACAAAAAGGCAGAAACGUUCCGGAUUCAGGGAACACUUUCCAGUUUCUAUUGAUGACAAUGCUGCUUCGAGAUGGGUGCGUGGUGACACCCUCUCACACCGACUCUCACGUUUCUGCUUGUCAUGCAUGAAGCUCUUGUUCUAGCUGUGUGCUCGUAAAAGGGGGAUUUGUAUUGUGUUCCAUCCCAGAUAACAUGGAAUUUUGGAUGUUAACUUAUAUCAUGAUUGCAGUAAAUGUUUUCAUUAAAAUAACUGGUUUUAUAAAAACGAAGAGAUGAAUGGGAUGUGUGUCCAUUCAGAACAGAGAUGGUGAGAUCAGUCAAAGGAGGCAGUGUUACCAGAGGGCCCAUUCUGUAAGCCUCCUUUUGGACAUCCAGGCACGGACUUUAAGAUGCUGUCGGCGUGUGUGGAGAUCACGUACAGCAGGCCUGUCCCAUGUGUGUGGAGCAGAUUUGAUAAAGUUUUUGCUAUGUUAUUUACUACAUUUUGGGAUAAAUAAGUGACUUAUAUGCUUAUUUUUCUGUAAAUCUACAAUUUUUUGUACAAGAUGUUCUACAAGUCAUGAAGCUAAGAGAAGAAAAUGCCAAAGAUAUCUCGAGUUAAUGUUGAAUAUAGUCACCAUAUUUGCAACAGAUGGGCAAGGGAAAUAUCACCCAGGAGAUAUUUGAGGGAUGAUGUGAGUAAUAAUAUUUAAGAAGAUGUUCCUCAAAAAUAAAAUGUUUGUUUCUCUCUUGGUAGAGUUGUCGGCUGGUUUUUUCUAAUUGUGCAUAUGUAUAUAGUUGUGUUAUUUAUAUAGCUGUGUGGCUGCCGUAACCAAGUACCGCAAAUUGGGUGGGUCCUGAGAACAGAAACAUAUUCUGUCACAGUUCUGGAGGCUGCAAGUCAUGGUAUUGGCCGUGUUGAUUCCUUUUGAGGCUCUGAGGGAGAACCUUUUUCGUACUUCUUCCCUAGCCCCUGGUGAUGGCCAGUGAUCCUUAAGUUUCCUCGGCUUGUGGACAGUCUUUCUGGUGUCUGCCUCCGCCUGCACCUGGCCAUCUUCCCUGUGUGUCUGAGUCUCUUCUCUUUUAUAAGGACACCACUCAGCUGGGAUCAAGACCCACCCUACCCCGGUAUGAUUUCAUGUUCACUGAUACCAUCUUCAAAGACCCUAUUUGCAAAUAAGGUCACAGUCACAGGUACUGGCGGUUAGGAUUCCAACAUAUCCUUUUGGGGGACACAAGACAACCCAAAACUACAGCCCUUGAUCUCAAUGGCUUAAUCAUCUGUUUCAGCCUUCACAAGUAGUCUAAUGUUUAGUUCUUGUAGGGUUUAGUUCUUGUACUGUGUCAUUUACUGAAAACGGUUUCUUUUCCUGAAGAGAAACACAGAGGCAAGGAAGUAGGAAAUACUGAAGAACACCGCUUGAGGGUGUGCCUGUCUGGUGAUGUGUUGGGAAGGUGCUCUGAGCCCUGGCGAGCUCAGUGGUGUCAUUACGCGUGUCCUUAGAAGACAAAGUCCUUGUCACUGAUUAUGCACUGGGGAAUGGUGCUGACUGGGAAAACGCCAGCCUAGGCUCUUACCUCGUGCUUUUGCUUAAUGUUUUCCUGUGGCAGCUGGAGGUCAUAAUGAAGGGUGCGGGAAAAAAUAAAACUCAAAUUUUAGAACUUUAAGGGACCCUAGAAACAAGAAGGAGGUCAGACAUUGCCCUCAUGCCAUUUUUACUCCAAGAGGGAGGUUCUAGGGUCCCUUAAAUUUCUGAAAUGCCACAUAUCAUGAAUAGUAACAGGAUAUCUGAACGUUCCCUCAUUUCGAGGUUUUUUUUUCCCCGAGAGGAAAGGUGAUCCAAUAGAAUGUGGAAAUUAUCAAACAAUACCAUUAACAUCACACGCAAGUAAAGUUUUGCUAAAGAUAAUUCAAAAACAGCUGCAGCAGCACAUGACAGGAAACUGCCAGAAAUUCAAGACGGAUUCAGAAGAGGCUGUGGAACAAGGGAUAUCAUUGCUGAAGUCAGAUAAAUCCUGGGUGAAAGCAGAAACUGCCAGAAAGAUGUUUACCUGUGUUUUAUGGACUAUGCUGAGGCAUUUGA
Loxodonta africana (African savanna elephant) is the source of this 3015-nucleotide messenger RNA. RefSeq names its product RAB40B, member RAS oncogene family (gene RAB40B). NCBI's taxonomy places the organism in Eukaryota, Metazoa, Chordata, Mammalia, Proboscidea, Elephantidae. The coding region runs from base 26 to 886 and encodes 286 amino acids. Gene Ontology annotation, biological process: intracellular signal transduction; protein localization to plasma membrane. The record is from RefSeq and is a predicted model, not a curated record. Gene Ontology annotation, cellular component: plasma membrane; synaptic vesicle; endosome. Gene Ontology annotation, molecular function: GTP binding; GTPase activity. The transcript is spliced from 6 exons.